AUGGAUGGAUGGUUUCCAUGUAUAAUGCCACAUGAUGAUCAUAUAGAAGGAGAAGAAAAUACUAAACGAAAAUAUAUAAUGACACAUGGAAAAUAUACAAUUAUGGGUUCAUUUGAAACAUAUGAUGAAGCAGUUGAUUGUAAAAAUAAAUUAAAUGAUUCAUUUGUAGCGAAAACAAUCAAACCAUUGUUUGAAAAAGAUAUGAAUAAAUAUUGGCCAACAUUUAAAAAUAGAUUCAAAUACUUAGGAUGGAUAAGUACAAUUGCAACAAAAGUGAAAACUGAAAAAGAAUUUCGCAGUGCAUUAACAUGGGAAAAAGAUGGCAUGAUUUAUGUUCUUUCUGGAAAAAUAAAUAAUAUAUUCGAUGCUGAACAAGAAGUAUUUUCUUUACUUAAACUAGAAAACAUUCUUAAAUGGGGAGGAUAUAAUUAUGUUAAAGAUGGAGAGUUAGAUAGAUCAAUAAAUGAAGUUACUGAGAAACCACAACAUAAUGUUAGAAAUACUUCUGAAUUACAAGUGUAUAAUGAAUUAUGUUCGCAACAUAAACAUAAUUAA
Messenger RNA from Adineta steineri, 555 nucleotides. NCBI's taxonomy places the organism in Eukaryota, Metazoa, Rotifera, Eurotatoria, Adinetida, Adinetidae. The record is from the annotation of a GenBank genome assembly.